This is a messenger RNA of Jaculus jaculus (lesser Egyptian jerboa), 2551 nucleotides long. It is a transcript of the gene Rpn2, whose product is annotated as ribophorin II. Gene Ontology annotation, biological process: protein N-linked glycosylation. Gene Ontology annotation, cellular component: membrane; oligosaccharyltransferase complex. NCBI's taxonomy places the organism in Eukaryota, Metazoa, Chordata, Mammalia, Rodentia, Dipodidae. The transcript has 18 exons. The record is from RefSeq and is a predicted model, not a curated record. Bases 288 to 2231 code for a protein of 647 amino acids.
CCGUUGCGAGGCGGUCGAUUCCAAGUGGGCCGGAUCAGGGGGUGGGGGGUGAGGAGACGGUUUCGCACGCCGAGGCCCUUCGUGAGCGACGUCCGGACACCGUGCGGUGGCCGCGCGGAAACGGCCAGGUCCUGUGGCACCGCGGACACCAACCUGUGCUUGGAGCCCAUCCCGGCGAGCAGCGUCUGCCCGGAGUCCCUGGCGUCCCCUCCGGGGCGCUCUUGGAGCCACUUUCCGGAGCGGAAGUCGGCUUGCUGCUCGGGCGCCCGUGGGACCUGGUCGGAGGAAUGGCGCCGCCGGGUUCAAGCACUGCCUUCCUGUGGACCCUGACAAUCAUUGCCAGCACUCAGGCCCUGACGCCUACCCACUACCUCACCAAGCAUGACAUGGAGAGACUGAAAACCUCCCUGGACCGCCCUUUCACAAAUUUGGAGUCUGCUUACUACUCCAUUGUGGGACUCAGCAACGUUGGGGCUCAGGUACCAGAUGCCAAGAAAGCGUGCACCUUCAUCAAAUCUAACCUUGAUCCCAGCAGUGUGGACUCGCUCUUCUAUGCUGCCCAGUCCAGCCAGGUCCUCUCAGGAUGUGAGAUCUCUGUUUCAAACGAGACCAAAGAUUUACUUCUGGCAGCAGUCAGUGAAGACUCCUCUGUUGCCCAGAUCUACCAUGCCGUUGCAGCGCUCAGUGGCUUUGGCCUCCCGUUGGCAUCCCAGGAAGUACUUGGUGCCCUCACUGCUCGUCUUGGCAAGGAGGAGAGUGUGCUGGCAACUGUACAGGCUCUGCAGACUGCAUCCUACCUGUCUCAGCAGGCAGACCUGAGGAACAUCGUGGAGGAGAUCGAGGACCUUGUUGCUCGCCUGGAUGAACUGGGAGGAGUGUAUCUCCAGUUUGAAGAAGGACUGGAAACUACAGCAUUGUUUGUUGCUGCCACCUACAAGCUCAUGGACCAUGUGGGGACAGAACCAUCCAUUAAGGAGGAUCAGGUCAUCCAGCUUGUGAAUACAAUCUUCAGCAAGAAGAACUUCGAGUCACUCUCAGAAGCCUUCAGUGUAGCCUCUGCUGCUGCUGCAUUGUCCCAGAAUCGUUACCAUGUGCCAGUGGUGGUUGUGCCUGAGGGAUCCCCUUCCAACACUCAUGAACAGGCUUUCCUGCGGUUGCAAGUCUCCAAUGUUCUGUCACAACCACUGACCCAGGCUACUGUUAAACUAGAACAUGCUAAGUCUGUUGCUUCCAGAGCUACUGUUCUCCAGAGGACCCCUUUCACUCCUGUAGGGGAUGUUUUUGAACUCAACUUCAUGAAUGUCAAAUUUUCUAGUGGUUAUUAUGACUUCUUUGUCAAAGUCGAAGGUGACGACCGUUACAUUGCAAACACUGUAGAGCUCAAAGUCAAGAUUUCCACUGAAGUUGGCAUCACAAAUGUUGACCUUUCCACUGUGGAUAAGGAUCAGAGCAUUGCACCCAAGACCACCCGGGUGACCUAUCCUGCCAAAGCCAAGGGCACAUUCAUUGCAGACAGCCACCAGAACUUCGCCUUGUUCUUCCAGCUGGUGGAUGUGAACACUGGUGCUGAGCUCACCCCUCACCAGACAUUUGUUCGACUCCAUAACCAGAAGACCGGCCAGGAAGUGGUAUUUGUUGCUGAGCCAGAUAGCAAGAAUGUAUAUAGAUUUGAACUGGACACCUCUGAAAGAAAGAUCGAGUUUGACUCUGCCUCUGGUACCUAUACACUCUACUUGAUCAUCGGAGAUGCCACAUUGAAGAACCCAAUCCUCUGGAAUGUGGCUGAUGUGGUCAUCAAGUUCCCUGAAGAAGAAGCUCCUUCCACUGUCCUGUCCCAGAACCUUUUCACCCCAAAACAGGAAAUUCAGCACCUGUUCCGCGAGCCUGAGAAGAGACCCCCCACGGUGGUAUCCAAUACGUUCACAGCUCUCAUCCUCUCACCCUUGCUCCUGCUCUUUGCAUUGUGGAUCCGGAUUGGUGCCAAUGUCUCCAACUUCACUUUUGCUCCUAGCACUAUUAUCUUUCACCUGGGACAUGCUGCAAUGCUGGGGCUCAUGUAUGUCUACUGGACUCAGCUCAACAUGUUCCAGACCCUGAAGUACCUGGCCGUCCUGGGCAGUGUGACAUUUCUGGCUGGCAAUCGGAUGCUGGCCCAGCAAGCAGUCAAGAGGAUCGCUGCAGAGCAGAGCAGUAGAUUGGCAAAAUAUAGGACACUACGAACUGCACAUUAGUUCCCGAAAAAGAAUGGAAACUCUGAAAACUGAAAUGAAUGUUGAAAACAAGAAGUCAAGAACAAUUCAUUGUGAAAAGAGGAAUGAGGGAAACACACACACACACACCAUGUUAUUUAAAAAGAAAAAGUUGAAAUGUGGGUAUACUUGUUUUUCCAUUUUUCCUACAUAAAGCAGAUACAUGUGAGCCCAGAUUGUCUGUUUCUUUGGCAUACUGCCUCACAAGAUGCUGUGAAUAUCCCAAAUGACCCAGAUGUUGCUUUUCAAAGGUUGAAAUCUGUAAUUAUCUACUUUGGAAUAAAGAGAAUAAUAGGAACAAA